Olea europaea var. sylvestris is the source of this 836-nucleotide messenger RNA. Its product is annotated as phenylalanine--tRNA ligase, chloroplastic/mitochondrial-like. Lineage: Eukaryota; Viridiplantae; Streptophyta; Magnoliopsida; Lamiales; Oleaceae. Bases 15 to 836 code for a protein of 273 amino acids. Gene Ontology annotation, biological process: phenylalanyl-tRNA aminoacylation. Gene Ontology annotation, molecular function: phenylalanine-tRNA ligase activity; tRNA binding; ATP binding. Gene Ontology annotation, cellular component: cytoplasm; mitochondrion. The record is from RefSeq and is a predicted model, not a curated record. The transcript is spliced from 6 exons.
CCAGCACUGCUGCCAUGGCUUUCACACUUUUGCAAUCCACACUCUUCUCAAAGCCAUCUCUUUUCUUUCACAGAAGAAGCUUUGCCUUUUACAUACAAUUGUCUUUUUUCUCCACAAAUUCUGCUUUUCCUUCAGACAAAUUCAGGCAACCGAUGGCAUCAGUUCUCGAGCUUGGUGGCAUCAAGAUUGCCAAAACUGAAAUAGUAAGAGAUGACCCAACAAACAAUGUUCCUGAUUCAAUAUUCUCAAAGCUUGGAAUGCAGCUUCACAGGAGGGAUCAGCAUCCCCUUGGCAUCCUGAAGAAUGCAAUCUAUGACUAUUUUGACACUAAUUAUCCCAACAAAUUUGACAAGUUUGAUGAUUUGUACCCAAUAGUUUCGACUAUUGUGAACUUUGACGAUGUAUUGGUACCUACUGAUCAUGUGAGCAGGAGUUAUAAUGAUACAUAUUAUGUGGAUUCUAAAACUGUCUUGAGGUGCCAUACUAGUGCUUAUCAAGCUGAGUUACUGAGAGGAGGCCAUACUCAUUUCCUUGUCACUGGAGAUGUAUAUCGCAGAGAUUCUAUUGAUUCAACUCAUUACCCUGUAUUCCAUCAGAUGGAAGGUGUUAGAGUUUUUACGCUGGCUGAUUGGGAGGCAUCUGGCACUGAUGCCACAUCAUAUGCUGCGGAGGAUCUAAAGAAAUGCCUUGAGGGGUUAGCAUGCCAUUUAUUUGGUGGUGUGGAAAUGCACUGGAUUGACACUUAUUUUUUCUUCACCAACCCAUCAUUUGAAUUGGAGAUAUAUUUUCAGUUUCGAAUACCGUUAAUGCUUGACAUCGACUUGUAUAUGUUCUAA